Messenger RNA from Chilo suppressalis (striped riceborer), 1227 nucleotides. The record is from the annotation of a GenBank genome assembly. Lineage: Eukaryota; Metazoa; Arthropoda; Insecta; Lepidoptera; Crambidae.
AUGAAGACGAUAGUGGUAUUGAUUGCUUUGGCGGGUAUUGCCUCAGCUGCUCCCGCAUCACCACAAGGAAACGGUUUCAAGAUCAUUGCAAGCAGAUCACCAUCAUUCAUCAAAAGGCAAAAGAAGUCUCCGCAACAGCAGGAAUCGUUCAUCCCACAAUCACCAGAAUCCGUAUCACAAUUUGAAACCUUGCCUGAUGACUUCAGUGCUGACGUCAAUGGCCCUACUGCUUCAGCCAGGAGCCACUCUGGAUUUAAAGGACCAAUUGUCGUCAAGAAAAAAUCCGGUUACCACUACUAUCGAAAUUCCGAAGAGGAGCGCGCCGCUGCCGAUCCCCAUGAAAACUGUGGCAAACAAAUGAGAGUCAAGUUAUGUAAUUCACAUGUGAAUAGAAGAUCAAACGACAUGAUAGCGGCCACAAAUGAUAACAGAAAUCCUAAAGAUGACGUCGAACUCAGCAUGCAGGUGGCAGAAGAGGCACUCCAAAGCUUACAAAAAAACAUGCAAAAAAUGGAAGAAAACGGUCAAUGGAAACAUGGACAAUCGGAAUUGGACACUACUAUGCACCAAAACAUUGAAGCUGUAAGGCAAGCGUUACAAAAUGUACAAGGACGUAUAGGAAAAAAAGAAACAACGAAUUUACAAGCAACAACAUUGAAGGAUACUAAGCUCGACCACGCAGGUAUGAAACAUGGAAAAUUCGGAAAGUCAUCUGAUGUGGAUAUCGCCAUGCAAGAAAGCGAUCAAAUGGAUACGCUCGAGACAGCUGAGAAGUCGGCCAAGGAAAAUAUGCUUCAAUGGAAACACCAUGAUAAUGCUAGGACUUCAUAUGGUGGCUAUGCUCUCGGUGGGCUGAAUUUGGGUGGUGCAAGCGGUGUUCAUUUGGCUGGAGCUGGGGGACCGGCAGUUGGUGUUUUCCCACAUGCCAAAGUGGGUGGUUGUGCUAUCCCCUUGCUUCUCAGUUGUUCCCCUUCGGUAGUUCAAGGCAGUUUGGCUAAAUCUCACUCGUCAUAUGCUGCACCUGCUUACAAGGAAAGUGAUGACUUGAAUUCGAAGAAAAAACGCGACGCUGUCAAGACAAGUAAAGACCUUACCAGCAGCAAAAUGAAAAUGCCAACAAAAAAGAAUACGGAAAUUUUGGAGACAAUGCUUUGAAUUGCCGUGUAUACGAUUUUUGAGAAUAUGACAAUUUGUACUUUUUUACUUCAACUGCAUCACAAAUAAAGC